UUCCAAGUGAACUGUGGCUCCGAAAGUGCUUUCAGAUUUCCCAGCGCAGCUCUCGGGAUGCGGCCGGCACUAGGACCUGCCUGGAGCCUGUACGUGCCAUCCCGUAGGGAGGGCUAAAUACAGCAGGGUAGGAUUACAAUGUGCAACACACCAGCAGAGAGCCGUGGCCGUGCCGGCACCGGGAGCCCCGCGCCGCCACCGGGGCCGGUGGGUGCCCCGUGCCCGCCGAUGCCCCAGCUCUGCCCGGUCACGGCCUCGCUGCUGCUGGGCACGGCCAGGGCAGCGUGCGACGAGGAGCUGCUGUUGCGGGAGGGGGUAACCUUGUGCGUGAAUGUCACCCGGCAGCAGCCCUGCCCCUCGCUGCGCGGCGUCCGCGCCAUCCGCGUGCCCGUGUUCGAUGACCCGGCCGAGGACCUGGCCCGCUACUUCGAGCCCUGCGGCGCCGCCAUCGAGGCGGCCGUGCGGGCCGGGGGCCGCUGCCUCGUGUACUGCAAGAACGGCCGCAGCCGCUCCGCCGCCAUCUGCACCGCUUAUCUCAUGAGACACCGGCAGCUCCCGCUCAAGGACGCCUUUGAGGCUGUGAAAACUGCCAGACCCGUAGCAGAGCCAAAUGCAGGAUUUUGGUCUCAGCUGCAGAGAUAUGAAGAAGAAUUGAAGAUACCAAAGCAUUCUGAUCCGCUGAGCAAAGGACUUAAAAAUAGCAAUGUGUGAAGAUACUUUAAAGAAAGUGAAGUGACUUGCUACAGAGUUUAAAAAAAGGGAAAAAAUCACUCCCUAAAUCACCUGUAUGUAAAACAUUUUACCCCCAUAACUGAGAUGAUGUUCAUUAAACUCCUUCAGAGCA
This is a messenger RNA of Zonotrichia leucophrys gambelii, 844 nucleotides long. It is a transcript of the gene DUSP28, whose product is annotated as dual specificity phosphatase 28. Gene Ontology annotation, molecular function: protein tyrosine/serine/threonine phosphatase activity. The transcript has 2 exons. Lineage: Eukaryota; Metazoa; Chordata; Aves; Passeriformes; Passerellidae. Gene Ontology annotation, cellular component: cytoplasm. The coding region runs from base 139 to 711 and encodes 190 amino acids. The record is from RefSeq and is a predicted model, not a curated record. Gene Ontology annotation, biological process: protein dephosphorylation.